This is a messenger RNA of Atta colombica, 1284 nucleotides long. RefSeq names its product putative gustatory receptor 28a. Gene Ontology annotation, cellular component: axon; dendrite; membrane. The coding region runs from base 1 to 1284 and encodes 427 amino acids. The transcript is spliced from 4 exons. NCBI's taxonomy places the organism in Eukaryota, Metazoa, Arthropoda, Insecta, Hymenoptera, Formicidae. Gene Ontology annotation, biological process: sensory perception of taste. The record is from RefSeq and is a predicted model, not a curated record.
AUGGCCAAAACAAAAAGGGAAAUGUGGACGUUGUUCCAUGCUACCGAUUUUCAAUCUUUGAUGUAUCCCAACUUUAUCAUAAGCAAAGUUUUCGGAAUAUUUCCAUACAAAAUUAAGGCUUCAUCUUUUGAAACUUCUAAACCGCGCUAUAUUAUAUGGAUUUUUAUUCUCUGCGUAAUUUGUGUUUAUGAGUUGACAAUGUUUUAUGAACUUAAUCUUUCUGGAAAAAUCAAGAUUGAUGUACCCAGGAUGAUAUCGUUGAACUUGUCUUUUUUGUAUGGACUGUUUCUAGUGGUCACCUCUUAUAUCUUCAGCGAUCCGCGAAUGCGUUUACUUCAGACUAUAUCAGAUAUUUCUUUAAGAUUGCCACAGAAGUCUUAUCAAAAACUAUCCAAAUUAAUACAUGCUAAGGAUAUUUUCGGUUUUUUCUUUCAUUUCUGGCUGGCGUUAACAUUAUGUUUCUCAUAUAAUGAUAAAAAUGUUUUUGGUUUAUUCGAUAUCUUCAGAGUUUUCGUCAACUUGUUAGGAUUUCAAAUAGAUAUGCUAUACGUAAAUUGCGUUUGUGUCUUAAAAACCUGUUUCAAAGAAAUCAACAAUAAUCUAGAGAAUCUACGGGAGCUGAUGGUGAAUAAUCUUAGACAGAUCUAUCAUGAGCAAAGACAUCCAUUUUUGUUGAUAAAACUUAAGGCUCUAAAGAAACAGCAUCUGAUGAUAAGUGACACAGUGCAGAUGCUUAAUAUGAUUUUCAGUCUGCAUCUUCUUGCUACUAUAGCUUUAUCUUUCAAGCAGAUAAUAUUCUACGUGUAUUCCAAUGUAAUACAAUGGCAAAAUGGCAAAAUAUCGUUGAAUCAAGACGAAAUUGAUAAUGCUUAUUUUAUAUCACUCUUAAUAUAUUUCUUUACAAGAUUAACAUUGAUAGUGUGGGCUUGUGAAACUGGCAAAAAUGAAGCGAUAAAAAUUGGCACUAUCAUUCAUGAUGUACUUAACGGUAUCAACGAUGUGCAAAUCAAAGAUGAGUUAAAUUUGUUCUCCUUGCAAAUAUUGCAUUGCGAUAAUACAUUCUCUGCCAAAGGUCUAACUGUAGAUGCAACGUUGUUCACUGCGAUUGUGAAUAGUACUUCCACGUAUCUAUUAAUCUUAAUACAAUUUUUGUUCAUGAUGCAUUCCUGCGACAGUAAGACAAAUUUAAAUUUGUUCUCUUUGCAAAUAUUGCAUUGCGAUAAUACAUUCUCCGCGAAAGGUCUAACUAUAGAUGCAACGUUGAUCACUGUGGUGAGUGAUUAA